CAGGCAGCACUGCCAGGUACCACUGCCCUGGCAGCAGCUCCCCACCACUCUACCCAUUUCCUCCCCCAGCAGAGCAGAGCCCCUGGCUCUCCCUCUUACCUGCCUGCAUGAGGACCCAGCAGUGCCCCAGUGAGUCCAGUGGGGCACACAGUGGGGAGAACUGCAGCAGCAGUGGGAGCUCAGGGCUCUCACCAGGCUCGGAUUCAGACAGCAGUGGGGUGGUGUGUGGUGGUGCUGGGAUGAGAGGUGUCCUGUCCAGGUACUGGAGCUUGGAGAGUCUUCACUCUGCCACAGUGAUUCCUGAUGCACUGGACAAAUCAGCUCUCACAGAUGAUGUGGGAAGUGAGGAGGACUUGUAUGAGGACUUCAGGAGCUCCAACCACCGCUAUGGGCACCCUGGGGGAGGAGGAGAGCAGCUGGCCAUCAACGAGCUCAUCAGUGAUGGCAGCGUGGUGUAUGCAGAAGCCCUCUGGGACCAUGUCACCAUGGAUGACCAGGAGCUGGGAUUCAAGGCUGGUGAUGUCAUUGAAGUGAUGGAUGCUACCAACAAGGAGUGGUGGUGGGGGAGGAUUGUGGACAGUGAAGGAUGGUUUCCUGCCAGCUUUGUACGGCUUCGAGUAAACCAGGAUGAGCCCAUGGAAGAUUAUCCCCUGAAGGCAGAGGGUGGCAGGGAGGAGGAGGCUGGCAGCGGGUCCCGCCGCCUGGGCAUGGGACAGAGCACCAAGGACCAGAUGAGGACCAAUGUCAUCAAUGAGAUCAUCAGCACAGAGAGAGAUUACAUCAAGCACCUGAAGGACAUCUGUGAGGGUUACAUCAAACAGUGCCGCAAAAGAGCUGACAUGUUUACAGAAGAGCAGCUGAAGACAAUCUUUGGAAAUAUUGAGGACAUAUACAGGUGCCAGAAGAAAUUUGUUAAAGCACUAGAGAAGAAAUUCAACAAAGACCACCCACAUUUGAGUGAGGUUGGCUCAUGCUUCUUGGAAUAUCAAACAGAGUUCCAGAUCUACUCUGAGUACUGCAACAACCACCCCAAUGCCUGCUUGGAGCUGUCCCGCCUCACCAAAGUGAACAAGUACCUCUACUUCUUUGAAGCCUGUCGCCUGCUCCAGAAGAUGAUUGACAUCUCUCUGGAUGGCUUUCUGCUCACCCCUGUGCAGAAAAUCUGCAAAUAUCCCCUGCAGCUGGCUGAGCUGCUGAAGUACACCAACCCCCAGCACAGGGAUUUCAAAGAUGUUGAAGCUGCCUUAAAUGCCAUGAAGAACGUUGCUCAGCUCAUCAACGAGAGGAAGAGGAGGUUGGAGAACAUUGACAAAAUUGCUCACUGGCAGAGUUCCAUUGAAGACUGGGAAGGUGAAGAUGUCCUAGUCAGGAGCUCAGAACUCAUCUAUUCUGGGGAAUUAACCAAAAUUUCCCACCCUCAGGCCAAGAGCCAGCAGAGGAUGUUCUUCCUCUUUGAUCACCAGCUUGUCUGCUGUAAAAAGGACCUCCUGCGCCGGGACAUCCUGUACUACAAGAGUCGGAUCAACAUGGACGAGAUGGAAAUAUUGGAUGUAGAAGAUGGGAAGGACAAAGACUUCAACAUCAGUGUCAAAAAUGCAUUCAAACUGCACUGCCCAGACACUGAGGAGGUUCACUUGUUCUGUACUAAAAAGCCUGAGCAGAAGCAACGCUGGCUGAAGGCCUUUGAGAAUGAAAGGAGACAGGUUCAGCUGGACCAGGAGACAGGUUUUUCUAUCACAGAGCUGCAGAAAAAACAGGCAAUGCUGAAUGCCAGCAAGCAGCACCAGACUGGGAAGCCUAAGGCUCUCAGCAGGCCAUCCUAUGACUUUCUGCUGCGUCAGAAGCCCCCCAGCCUGCCCAGCACCCUCCCCCAGCACCAGCUCUUCAUGCUGGCAGAGCCCAAGCGCAAGCCCUCCAAUUUCUGGCAGAACAUCAGCAGGCUGACACCCUUCAGGAAAUGAGGGCAGCCCCCCGGGCUUGUGCCUGAGCCCCUGCUGCUGGUCAGAAAGCACUUUAUCCAUCGGGCCUGGGAGGCAGAGCCCAGGUUCUCCAACUCCUUGGUUUCCAGAGGCUGGCACAGAGCUGCUCUGCGGGACGACUGACGGCGCUGGGGCUCUCUCUGGGGUGAUGCUCUGCACGUCCUUGCACACACGGGUGCAGCUGUGGCAGUCUUAGCGAGCACAAACUCCCAGGAAGAGAUCCCAGGAGGGAGCCUGAUGUGUUCCAUUUGCAGAGCCUGGAGUUGUCAGCUCCACUGCAGCUCCCUCCUUCCCACUGUGAGCUCCGUCAGGAGGGGGAUGGCAGCGCUGCCCUGCACGGUUCCUUCUCCACUGGCAGCCCCAGAGCAGCAGUCCCCAGGCACUGACAAGAGACUUUUUCCAUGGGGGCGUGGUGGGAAAUGGCCUCUGCCCACCCUCUGCCCCCCGUUUCUCAGAGACAUGAUCCUCCUCCUCCUCCUCCCUCCCAACUCGGUCAGUCAGCAUCCCAACCCAGCCCAGGCAGCAGUGAGGAUUGCACCCUCACCUUCUGCUUUCCUUUAGCUUCAACACCACUGACAAACUUUAGAGUACACAGAGCUGUGCCAAUCAACCUGCAGCUUGAGGAAAGGUCAGGAACCUCUGUAGGGGCUUAGAGUCACAGCAGGUAGAGAAAAAAUGUGCCUAAUUAAUACUGUACUCAGUUCCUUAGAUUCUUGUCUCUCCAUCAUCCUGCCCUGCCUCCUGGCCAAUGAAAAUGUUCCUUGUUUGUAAUGUGUUUAUUUAUGGUAAAAAUCAGAGCUGUGUAUUUUGUAAGUCUGUAAUUGUUCUUGUCAGAUGUUGUUAACUUGGUGCCUAUUUUGUCCAUUUUCCUUUAU
Messenger RNA from Calypte anna (Anna's hummingbird), 2854 nucleotides. RefSeq names its product Rho guanine nucleotide exchange factor 4 (gene ARHGEF4). The transcript has 11 exons. NCBI's taxonomy places the organism in Eukaryota, Metazoa, Chordata, Aves, Apodiformes, Trochilidae. The record is from RefSeq and is a predicted model, not a curated record. The coding region runs from base 108 to 1961 and encodes 617 amino acids. Gene Ontology annotation, molecular function: protein binding; guanyl-nucleotide exchange factor activity. Gene Ontology annotation, biological process: intracellular signal transduction.